Messenger RNA from Misgurnus anguillicaudatus (oriental weatherfish), 751 nucleotides. NCBI's taxonomy places the organism in Eukaryota, Metazoa, Chordata, Actinopteri, Cypriniformes, Cobitidae. The record is from RefSeq and is a predicted model, not a curated record.
CUGUGCAGUGCUUCUGGUCUUUGGCGAGAGUAUCAGUACAUAAACAUAAGUAUGACAUGGACAGAUGCUCAGAGUUACUGUAGAGAGAGAUUCACUGAUCUGGCUACUGUAGACUCGAUGGAUGAUGUAAACACGAUGGUGAAAACAGUGAAUGAUGGGUACAGAGGAUCAGUGUGGAUUGGACUGCAGAAUACGAAACAGAGCCGUUGGGUUUGGUCAAAUGGAGAAGAUAACAUCUCAUACAGUCCAUGGGCCAAAGGAGAACCUAAUGAAGGAGCAGAUUGUGUCUUAUUUCUCAAUAAUACUUGGAACGAUUGUUCAUAUAAAGUCAAAUUACACUUUAUCUGCUACAAUAUAACUAGUGGAUACAUCCGAAUACGUGUAUUGAAAAACUGGACAGAUGCUCAGAGUUACUGCAGACAAUAUCACACUGAUCUGGCCACCAUCCAUAACUCUGAAGAGCAGAACAAGCUUUAUACAGCUGUUGGAGAUAACUGGUCAUGGGUCUGGAUCGGUCUGUUCAGAGACUCUUGGCAGUGGUCUGAUCAAUGGAAUCUCGCCUUUAGAAACUGGGCAACAGCACAACAAUUUCAGAGUUAUGGUGACUGUGCUGCCAUGUCAACAACUGAUUCUGGGAAAUGGGUUCAGUACAGCUGUGACCAACAGUACCAUUUCAUCUGCCAUGGAGGUGAGCAGAAAUGCUAAGCAGCACAAGCGUCAUGGGUUAAACUCACAGUGAACACAGAUCAUG